AUGUUCCAUUCAGAGUCGUCCUUGUUAACUGCCACUUCACCUUUGCUUCGGGGAUCUUCUCAUCCCCCAUAUCUUGAUGCUCCCGAUAGCGAAUACUACCGCUCGACAGCCUCGUCCAUAUGUUCCGACUCUUCACAUUUUCCUCAAUCUGAUUCAGAGGACUCAGACUACCAGAAUACUUCUACCAAGGAUCUGCAAACGAUUAUUGCCACUGUGUCGGAGACCCAACUACGUGCGACAAUGCUUAAGUUGGCCGGUCGUAGUACCCAGUUUAGAGACGCUGUCGCGAGAGAGCUUAAUUUGAAGUCUUCCCAGUCCGUGACGAAACCUAGUAGACGGUCUCGAAGGUUCCGACGAAGUACGGGAAGCAAUACCAGUUGUCCUCCGAUAUUAACGUGUUCGAAUUGUGGUCAAGGUUUCGAUGGUGGAGACACUCGUGAUACGUGUCACUAUCACCCAGGUCAACUUGAAGAUGAGAUCUUCGAGUUCAUGUCACAAACCCCGGAAGGACGGAUUUUUAAAGUUCUCAAAAGUGUCUCGAUGUGGAGCUGCUGUGAAGAGGAACCAGGGAGUGUUGGCUGUGUGAAUGCCCCGGUUCAUGUUGAGCUCAAUGAGGUUGACUAG
Messenger RNA from Lentinula edodes (shiitake mushroom), 624 nucleotides. RefSeq lists its product as uncharacterized. NCBI's taxonomy places the organism in Eukaryota, Fungi, Basidiomycota, Agaricomycetes, Agaricales, Omphalotaceae. Bases 1 to 624 code for a protein of 207 amino acids. The record is from RefSeq and is a predicted model, not a curated record. The transcript is spliced from 2 exons.